Molecule: messenger RNA, 1302 nt
Organism: Dracunculus medinensis (Guinea worm)
Lineage: Eukaryota; Metazoa; Nematoda; Chromadorea; Rhabditida; Dracunculidae
Source: the annotation of a GenBank genome assembly
AUGCUUCGCCGUCUAUAUCAGUCGAUGUUAGCCAAUCUUCCGCCACAAAAUGACCGGGUAAUGGCCGAAUACAGUGGCCAGCUGAUAAACCAGCAGUACGGAAUCGAUUUAGGUCAUUCACCAGCUGGCAUACAGCGGCUUUCAGCUCAACACACUUCACCACAACAGCAGCAACAACUUCAGCAUCAACAACAGCCACCUUCCCAUAUGAUGUCAAGCGGUCCCAUGGCGAUCUCACAACAACAAUUAUUGAUGCAAGCAAAUCAGCCAAUCCAUAUGCCGACACAUUGUGGAAAUAUAUCAGUUCAUCAAAUGGGCCCAGCUCAAGUUGUAUCACACCAGGGGAUGUCCAUGAUGAAUUCUUCUGGACCCAUGCAACAGCCUGACAAUAAAUUAUGGUCACCAAAUGAAUUUUUCAUUUCAGUUGGCUCACAAAGUCAGAUGAUACAAGCACAACAUCAAGUGUUGCCAAUGCAAUCUCAACAACAACAGCAAUCGCAAAUUGUGGUACCCGCUAUUAACCACCCGCAGAUCAUGAAUUCUUUAGUUCAACAGCCUCAGCAGAAUCAGUCUCACCAAAUUAUGCCUUCGAAUGCCGCAAUGCUUCAGCAACAAUCUAUGUGUCAACAAGCACAGCAGCAUUCUAUUGGACGUAGCCCAGGAUUCGCACAUCCUAGUCAAAGUCAUAUUCAUAAUUCAAGUCAUUGUUAUCAACAAGCGUCACCUAAUCGUCCUUCAUUAUCUCGUUAUCCUACUCCUAGUCCGGAAAGUGUUGCUCAUACUCCUAUAUUUUCUUGGGAAAAUUUAUGCGUUAUAGAUCGAGCGCCGGUUCAACGGCCUGCAGUGGAAAUGCGAGUUAUUGGUCAGUCAUCGGCAAUCCGACAAGCUUUAGGUCAUUUACCAGCGGUGCCUUCCACAUCUUCGAUUUCAUCGGUGAAUAGCGAUCAUUCAACUCUGCACACUAAUCUUCAAUUAAUUGACAAGGAAGCAUUAGAAGCUUUAAUCAAAUCUGUAGAUCCCUUGGAAACUGUAGAGGAUGAUGUUUCUGAGGCACUUUUACAACUUAUUGAAGAAUUUGUCGAUGAUGUUGUUGAUCAAACCGCUCGAGUCGCGAAACACAGAAGUGCUACGAAAUUGGAAACAAAAGAUGUACAGUACGUUUUGGCGAGGAAAUACAAAAUAUUUCUACCUGCUCAGCCAGUCAAUGGCGUUGUCAAUGAAUGUAUUCCUUCGAAAUCGCCACUUGUCGAAGCGCAUCGUCAACGAACUAAUUUGAUAAAAAAGGUUUUGCAAAAACCAUAA